Fomitiporia mediterranea MF3/22 is the source of this 5164-nucleotide messenger RNA. RefSeq lists its product as uncharacterized. The transcript has 21 exons. Gene Ontology annotation, cellular component: nucleus. NCBI's taxonomy places the organism in Eukaryota, Fungi, Basidiomycota, Agaricomycetes, Hymenochaetales, Hymenochaetaceae. Bases 95 to 5002 code for a protein of 1635 amino acids. Gene Ontology annotation, molecular function: histone methyltransferase activity; zinc ion binding; protein binding. The record is from RefSeq and is a predicted model, not a curated record.
GCCAAACGAUUCGGAUGAAGGGGAUGAUAACACUAGUAUUGCUAGCAGUCAAUUUACGCGCCCUUCGAUACCAGCUUCGAGUAAAACAAGUACAAUGGCCAGAACGAUGCCACGCCCGCCUCCGAGUACACAGCCGUCCGGGAGCACCAUACCGAGACCUGACCCAUUCAGGCGAGGAAAAGAGGAUCUUUCUAGGCUGAAUGAGCCUCAGAGACAGCAAAUGCAAGCAGCUGCGUCUGGGAGUGCACCUUCACAGAAGUCUCAAGGUCCACCUCGGACGACAAUUGAACGCAUUCCGCCACUCCCUGCCACGCAACCUGCUGCAUCAGCUUCAUCUUCCUCAAGACCCUCUAAUGUAUCUUCACGAUCCUCCCAUGUAACCCCUAUUUCUCCACAGAACAUACAACAGCCUAGCUCAGGGCAUGGCUCGAGGCGGAAGCCAAUUUUUACAGCUAGAAAGAGUGCAUACAAUCGACCUCCUCAGUCACAGCCAUCCUUGUCCAGGCCUUCAUUGUCCAAGAAUACGCGGUCCCCUUUAUCCUCAUCUAUUCCUUUCCGGCCAAACGAGCCUUCACCUCGCAGUGCUGAAAAAGGAAAGGGGAAGGCAGACGACAUCAUUUCCAUCCAAGAUUCUGAGGAUGAUUCAACGUCUGUUUCUCAGUCUCAAAUGCUUUCCGAACCUAGAUCACCAAGGAAAACGUUGGCCCAUCCAUCAUUAUCACAGCCCGGUUCAAGAAGUUUUUUAUCCACGAGUAGCGGAGAUGAAUUUCCUGACUCGUUGUCUCAACAAUAUCGCGGUCGAGAAGGUAUACAGUCUGUAAACCGGUCGGUAAAUGACGGUGAACGCGAGCCCGAAUCAAUAUCUCGAGGGCCGCGCAAUUUCUCAAAUUCCAGAGGCGGGCGAUCAAAUGUAGGAGCAACUAGUGGUCCUUCCACUCAGCCUGUUUUUGGCAAUGCAAGGACCGCGAGCACUAAUCACCCUCCUCCUUUGACCCAACCAACAACUACAGGCAGACGACUAAAUUCCAGCACAGCUACAAAUAGGACAGUAGGAGAAUCAUCUUCGCCAAGGCCUGUAGUUGAUUUAGGUGUCGUUGAAGUGUCUGACGACGAUGACGACGAGGGAGCUCGCGCUGUGAACCGCGCGAACGAAACAAUCGUAGUGGACUUAACGACAGACGAUGACGAUGUGCUCUCAUCUGCAGUGCCGGCCACCUCACGUGGCAGCCACCAUGCUCACGUUUCCACAACCGACUCGCAGUCGAGGAUACACUUACCAUCAUCACAGCCCGCUCGAAGUCUGCCUGAUCUCUCACAGUCGCAGUCUCCACCCGCUGUACGCCCUAAGCCGCGGUCGUCUGCGAUACCUAAAGACAAAAUGGCAAGCAUAAAACCGCGACCCGCUGGCUCCAGGCCAUUGAACGACAGCCGUGGACGUUCAGGUAACGAUCUCGGCACGGCGCGGGUUAAUUCAGGACCUGAUAGAGCCGCCUCAGAAUUAGCUGAUGAUCUAAUCGACGAGACGAAUGACGGGGACAACUGCAUACCGGGCAGGUUUACCUUUCAUCCCACCCUAGCGCCAGGAGAUGGGAUGGUCGUUGAUUCGGGACUCCAGCAUGAUGGAUUGCAUGCAGAUAUGCCUGAAACUGCUUCAGUAGACGUACAGGAAGCCGGCGAACCCAUGAUUGUUGAACCGAACUUUGACGUCGAUGAUGGUAAUCCUCUGGAUAUGGCGUUCGCGGACGACGAAUUCGAUCCGAUGGUGGGAGGCGGUGCAAUACGCUUUUCCCGGGACAAAUCUUCUUCCGUGGAACAAGACACUCGUGUAGAUGAGAACAUGAAGAGACCGGAAGAAACGUCACCUAUUGCACGUGCUAGAGAACUUCGCAGUCCCUCUGUCUCGAGACAGAAUGAAGAUCCUGCUUCACCAGGUGAAGACGCGAACGAGGUAGAUUUACUGAUCGGACCGUCGAUCAGCUCCCCGCGCAAAAGCGUAUCUGACCCUCAGCAGAGCGCUAAUAAAGCCACCCGGUCUGAAUCUGUGUCCAUACUACUUGAAUCUGUUACACCACCUGCGCAGGAAACACUGACGAAUAAGAUUGGGAUGAUGGAUUUGUCUCGUCGCGGACCCGAAGACAUGACAUCGUGUACGGAGGUGCCUAUGGAUGUAGUCAAUGAGAAAGAACCAUCCAAAUCAGUCGUGACUGGCCCUCCAUGUUCUGCCCCAGAUGGUGCGGUUCGAAUGGCCAGCGCAAAUCGCAGGAACGAUGAGACAGAAAAGCAAGCUGACGUCAACAUGAUUGCUUUGACCGCCUCUGGACAAACCUCGAUUCCAGAACCUCAUAAGCAAGCUUCUGUUUUGGCACGAGAUAUUAGAGCUCCCAGAGAGCAGGCAAACCCUAUCCGAGCACUCUCGCCAGGUGCACUUGUUGCUCCCGCACCAGUUGUGAAUUUCAUGGGGAUGUUUAAUUUACCGCCGCAAAAGGCGUCGCCAACGGCUCGUGCAAGCAGGAACAUGUCAACGGUGUCCACUCCAUCCGCAUCCCCGACUAGACCAAUUCAAGCUCCAGCCGGAAAAGCCAAUAACGUGGAUGCUGGUAACGAAAAUGGUUCGCGGCUUGUUGAGAAGACUGGAGAAUUGCGGGAGACUAUCAAUGCGAUCCCUACUCAGACCGCGUCGCCUAAUCCUGUGUCAUCAGAUUCACAGAUACCUGCUGUCGUUGCUGACGGGAAGAAUAAUGUGGAACUCGCAAGUACGGCUGAUAAACCUGCCCGCGACCAGUCGCUGUCACCAAGAUCACGAGCAAAUUUAAAGAUGCCACCCGUACGACCCACAAGGAGGCUCUCCGUCCCAGCGCCGACAUUCCAGUAUUUGCGUGCUGCGGAUACAAGAACUUCCAGCGAAAAGAUGGUGGCGGACCCCGAGACAGUGCCAAGUCAUUCAAGUAAACAAGAAACUGUACGAACGGACCCUUCGUCAAGUUUGACGCCCUCUUCCUUGAUGUCUGAUGCUAGGGAGAUCCCAGACCAAGCAUUAUGUUCUGCAAGGAAACCCAAAUUGCUCAUAAAUGAUCCACCGGGUUCAAACGACAGUGGAGCAGCAAAGGGAAUACCAUCGCCUACAACCAAUCUAUUCAGGGCUGCGGCAGCUUCUGGCUUGUCAUUGAGGCGAGAUCUGAUGCCGUAUGUAAAGAAGCGAAUGUUGCAAAGUACUAUGGAAGGCGGUGAUGCACAGAACAGCGAUUCCCUGGCACGUGGUUCUUCAUCAGCUGCAGAACCUGGGAGCGUUUCUCAACCAGUACCACCGAAGAGACACAAAGCAUUGAAUACAGGAAGUGUUGAUGAUAAUCCGAAUCAGCGAUACGCUGGAACAACUACACUUGCUACUUCUAUUCCUCAGCCAGUGACUGGAGCGAACGCACUAGCACAGAUAUAUAAUAGAACUUCCGGUGGCUUACACGAUGUAAAACUGUCUGCAAUGUCUAGAUCAGACAAAUCAGUUGCAUCUUCUAGGAAAUUCCCAUUUGCUCGCAAGUCCACCGGCACCUCAAAGCGACGCCCAGUGUCGUCGUCCGAGCGACCAACUCCUCUCGACAAUCCAGCUCGGCCAUCGUCCUCUGCAUCAUUCAGGAAACGAGCCAUUUCAACAUCGUCUGCAUCAUCGAGUGGGGACAUCAUCGACACUGGGAAGCAGUCUUCCGCAAAACGUGCUCGAACCCACAAGUCCGAUCUAAGCAGAAAGCCUCCAGUUGCUAGGAAGACGUGUAACGGAUCAAAACGAGCUCGUCAAUCAAUGGCAUCUAAUACCUCCACAAUGCGGUCGCGGAGCAUCUCAUCUGCUUCAAGUCCCGCCCCAAUGGAUGUAUUCGGUGAUGAUCAUAGUGAAUCAUCCAAUAACCGUCCAGCCACACCGGUCACCGAUCUCGCCGAUGCUGUGAGCGAUAUAGUAAUUGCUUCCAAGCCUAAACAUAAAGUCAGCAAAGGACCUGACCCAUCCUUCUCUGGCCGAAGACACGGGCCGAAGUGGUACCACAUCAAAGAUAUUCCUAGGGAUUUCAUCAAUGAAGUCAACUACUUUCCGGCUUGGGGAAGAAACCCAAGAUUGCUGAAGGACAUGUUUGAGCAAGCAAUUUUGCAGAACACAAAUGACGAUGAACCAAAUGCUCCUGCGAUUCAGAUUAUUAACAAUGUCGACGACCAACCAGCACCACCGUUUGAAUUCUAUUAUACCAAUAGAUUAUACCAUCACGAAAACGUGCCGCCUCCCGACUAUGAGAAUCUUCAAGGUUGUGGGUGUAUGGGAAAAUGUGACCCGCAAUCCGCAACGUGUGCCUGCUUGCACCGGCAGCUCGCAAUCUUCAGGGGUCAAGAUAAUUACCAUGAAGGCUUCGUUUAUGAUGAUAAGGGGCGAGCUCAAAUUCAAGGGUUUCCCAUAUUUGAAUGCAAUGAUGCUUGUGGCUGUGAUGAGGAUUGUACAAACAGGGUUGUCCAACACGGCAGGCAAUGUCAUAUCAAUAUAGUUAAGACAAAGCGCAAAGGUUGGGGUAUCUUUGCUGGCAAGAAGAUCCCCAAGGGCACUUUCAUUGGCAUUUAUUCAGGAGAGCUCCUAGUGGAUGAGGAGGCUCACAGACGCGGCCUGAAAUAUAACGCGUCAGACAGAAACUAUCUUUUUGACAUCGACUUCUGGCACAUUCCCAGGGACAAACCAGACGAAAUCAAAUAUGUCAUUGACGCCUUUCAUGUUGGAAACUUCACUCGAUUUUUGAACCAUAGCUGUGAUCCAAAUUGCAGGAUCAAUGCUGUCUACAUCAACGAGGCUAACAUCGAUAAGCCACUGCUCGCUAUAUUCACUACGAAAGAUCUGGAUGCCGGCCAAGAGCUAUGUUUCAAUUACAAUCCUGAAAGGGAUGAAGACGACGAUGAUUCAGACGAGGAGCAUUCCUAUCAGAAAUGCCUUUGUGGAGCACGCAAUUGCUGCGGAAAGAUAUUUAUUCACAAUUAGUGGUACGCAACUCGAAUCUUGCUGAUUCCUUGGGACAGUCUCUGCCUGCUAAGAUGAGAAGCUGAUUAUGGUUAGCGCUCUUUCCUUCCAUACCUUCCAUACCUUCCAUACCUUCCAUACCUUCCAAUAUUCGCAUGUUGAGCACUUUGCAAUGUAAAUCAG